AAUCUCAUAGAUUUGUGCCAUCUCGCGAUAUGAAAUGUCGAAAAUCGCGCCAAUAUAAGAGUCCUUUAUAAAAGUAUCCAAAUCUAGCACCAUUGGCGACCUAGCGCUGCGAUCGUGACGAAAUUUCGGUCGUACAACAUUGCUUGCAACUAUACAGUUCUCAACUGCUCGUACUGCCUCGUAACAAGCGCAUCAGUGCACUCGUGCUCAUUGUAUACGCAGAUGCUUGUCCUGUCUCGAACUUCGGAUUGUCAGAAAUAUUAACGUCGCAUCUCAAUUUUAAAUGAUCGUUCCUCUCUUUAAUAUUUGAAUAGAUCAUGCGACAAAAAGUCAAUAUCAGGCUUGUUUAUCGAUGCGAUACUUAUCAAUGGUGUGAGUGGCAUGCAAAUUCAAGAAAGUGUCAUCUUUAAUUAUACCACGACUCGUUCAGACUUGUAUCGCAAUCUCUACGCUGACGAUUGUCAAAAGUCCAGCAACGCUUCCCAACUGUGUUUAUUUCAAUUGAUGUGACAACCGAUGCUGUCUUGCAUUAGCAGUUUUAUCAAAAUUUCUAUUAGCAAAACUGCUGACAAUCAAAAGUUAUUAGUGCAAAUAAACCUCUAAAAUGGCUGAAGCACAAACAAAUUUCUGUAGUGGUAAUAGUUCUAAUAUUGAAAAACAAAAGGACGAUCAAACUGUUUUGGGAGUACCUGAAUGCGCUGUGUGCCUUCAACCAUGUAUUUAUCCUGCUCGGCUACCUUGCAGUCAUAUAUUCUGCUUUUUGUGUGUCAAAGGAGUUGCAAACCAAAGUAAACGUUGCCCAAUGUGCAGGCAUGAAAUUCCGCCAGAUUAUUUAGAACACCCCCAGUUGAUAGAUUUAGAUGAGACAAUACAAAAAGAAACUAUUAAUACUACUAGCACAUCUGAUAACCAUUCUCAUGAAGAAUAUCAAUGGUUUUAUGAAGGCAGAAAUGGUUGGUGGCAAUACGAUGAACGUACAAGUAUUGAAUUAGAGACUGCUUUUAAAAAAGAAGAAGCAACGUGUGAAUUACUUAUUGCUGGAUUUUUGUAUGUAGCUGACUUCACUACCAUGUUGCAAUACAGACGAAAUGAUAAUUCAAGAAAAAGAAAAAUAAAACGAGAUCUCUACAACGCACCAAAGAAAGGAGUUGCUGGUUUAAGGCUUAAUCACAAUCAAAAUCGCACUGAUCAAAGUGAGCAAUUGCAGCAUCACAACCAAGUACAACAGCAACAGCAUCAAUUGCAACAACAUCAAUUUUUUAAUAGUAACAGAGGAAUUCUUAGGACUGAAAGAUCUGCAAGUCCUUCAAAUGAUAAUACAGGAGGCGAAUCUACUUCUCCCAUUCCACCAAGUAAUACUCCCCAAACUCCAGCUGGAGGAACUCUUAGUGGAGACGCAACACCUUUAGCACAAACCAGACUUCUGGAUCAUCGCCCGGAUUCUUUACAUCAGGUUUUGGAACAAAUGCGCUCUUUAGUAUUAAGGGAAAAUUUAUCAUCACAUAAUUCACAAGAUUUACAAGAUUCCAUCGACGAUGGCUCAUUUUCAGAUAAUUCAACUUUUCCAUGGCUCCAGUCGUCUUUUGCUUCUACCCAGAAUUAUUCCACAGAGGAGGAGGAGAACUCGUAGAAUGAGAGAAAUUGGAAAUACUGGCCCUAUUGGAGCACUAGAUUUAUCCGUUGCAAGGAAAAGAGAUUGAAGAAGCUAUUCAGAAAAGCUUCAGAAUUUUAUUUUUAUUAGUAUUUUUCAUUAGUAUUGCCAACAACUGCAUUUAAUUGUAUAUUAUUAUUAAAACCAUUUUACCUAGUGAUAAAAGAUUUUAGAUAUUACAUAAAAGCGGACAUAAAGAAAUAUUUCCAAAAAAUAGUAUCAAUAUUUUUAGAAUAUUAUAAAUUUUAUUUUCCAGGUAGCUAGGAUUAAAUUUUAAAAGUCCAUGUAUCAAAUAAUUAUUUGUUAAGUUUAGUUGUUGUAAUUCAUAUCUUAUUGAAUUAGUCAAAAUCUUUAAAUAAGUUUUAUAUUCA
Messenger RNA from Trichogramma pretiosum, 2022 nucleotides. RefSeq names its product E3 ubiquitin-protein ligase rnf146-like (gene Rnf146). Gene Ontology annotation, molecular function: ubiquitin protein ligase activity; zinc ion binding; poly-ADP-D-ribose binding. The transcript is spliced from 4 exons. The coding region runs from base 605 to 1630 and encodes 341 amino acids. The record is from RefSeq and is a predicted model, not a curated record. Lineage: Eukaryota; Metazoa; Arthropoda; Insecta; Hymenoptera; Trichogrammatidae. Gene Ontology annotation, cellular component: nucleus; cytoplasm. Gene Ontology annotation, biological process: Wnt signaling pathway; ubiquitin-dependent protein catabolic process.